This is a messenger RNA of Taeniopygia guttata (zebra finch), 3343 nucleotides long. It is a transcript of the gene ADAM8, whose product is annotated as ADAM metallopeptidase domain 8. The record is from RefSeq and is a predicted model, not a curated record. Gene Ontology annotation, molecular function: metalloendopeptidase activity; cell adhesion molecule binding. Lineage: Eukaryota; Metazoa; Chordata; Aves; Passeriformes; Estrildidae. Gene Ontology annotation, biological process: inflammatory response; positive regulation of membrane protein ectodomain proteolysis; proteolysis.
CCCCCGUGCCCCUUGGACCCUCCCCGGAGCCUCACAGCCAGCCACGACACCCCACAGAGCACUCCCGGACAUGGACAGUCCCCAGUGUCCCACGGACACCCUCUGGUGCCCUGCAGACCUUCAGGCUUUGCCCUGUGGCCCCUGCCCAAUGCCCCAGGGACCCUCCAGGUGCCCCACACACCAGUCCCUGCUCAAAUCCCCCGUGGACAGUCCCCAGUGGCCCACGGGCACCCGUGAUGCCCCAUGGACCAUCCCAUGUGACAUCACGGACACGCUCCAAUGGCCCGUGGACCCUCUGCAGUGCUCCCUCCCUGACGGACCCUCCAGGUGUCCCUGUGGACCCUUCUCAAUUCCCGUGGGGUCCCCCUCACGGAGCCCCGCGGUGCCCACACCACCCUCCCUCCAAUGCCCCGUGGGCAGUCCCCGUUACCCCACGGACACCGCCCGGUGCCCGCGGAUCCUCCUCGAACCGCGAUGUCCCCGGGCGAGUCCCGGGUACCCGUGACCCCUCGCCGUUCCCAGUCCGCAGCUCCCGGUGCCCGCCGUGGGCGGCCCGUCCCGCCGCGCCCCGCCCCGUCCCGUCCGCGGCCGUGGGUGAGUCACGGCGGGCGGGGGCUGCCGGCGGCGCGGCGAGCGGGGGCACGGCGGGACCUCCGAGCCAUGGCCCCGCCGCCGCUGCUGCCGCUGCUGCCGCUGCUGCUGCUGCUGCUGCCGGUACCGGUGCCGGCCCGCGGCUCCACGGCCGGGCCGGAGGAGAAGCUGCCGCACGUCGAGAGGUACGAGACGGUGCUGCCGCGGGAGCUGCCGGUGCCCCGGGGGAAGAGGGACCUCUCUGCGCCUCCGAGCACCUACCCGAGCCACGUCCUCUACGGCAUCCGUGCCGAAGGCAGGGAGUACCUCCUGUGGCUGGAGAAGAACAGGGCGCUGCUGGGGCAGCACUACACCGAGACUCACUACUCGGCCGACGGCUCAGAGAUCACAGAGCAGCCGGACACCCAGGAUCACUGCUUCUACCAGGGCCACGUACGGGGACAGCCCGACUCGGCAGCGAGCAUCAGCACCUGCGGCGGGCUCAGUGGCUUUUUCCGGGUGAAUGAGACCACCUUCCUGCUGGAGCCGCUGGAGGGGGCGGCGGCCGGGCGGCACGCAGUGUACCGAGCAGCUCACCUGCGGGGGAAACGGGGCACCUGCCGGGAGCCCGGGGCCACCCUGCAGUACGACCGAGAGCCCAAAACCCCCGCAGCCAUGAAGCUCUACCGCUGGAAAUCAGGGCCAGUACAAAAAGGCCCCCGGUACGUGGAGCUGGUCCUGGUCGCGGACAACCAGGAGUUCAGGAAGCACAAGGACCUCCGCACCGUGCAGAACCGCAUGAAGGAAAUCGUGAACCACGUGGACAAGCUCUACCAGCCCCUUCGCCUGCGGGUGGCCCUGAUUGGCCUGGAGGUGUGGAACCACAGGGACAAAAUCACGGUCAGCCCCAACCCCGAGGUGACGCUGGACAACUUCCUGCACUGGCGGGAGUCGGAGCUGCUGCGGAAGAAGCCCCACGACAACGCCCAGCUGAUCACGGGCGUCGACUUCCACGGCAACACCGUGGGGCUGGCCAAGAAGCUGGUGAUGUGCACCAGGGACUCGGGCGGCGUCAACCAGGAUCACAGCACCAACCCCAUCGGCGCCGCGUCCACCAUGGCCCACGAGAUGGGGCACAACCUGGGCAUGUCCCACGACGAAGACGUGGCCGGCUGCCGCUGCCCUGUGCCCAAAGCUGACGGGGGCUGUGUCAUGGCAGGGAGCGUCGGGCUGGUUUACCCCAAGCUCUUCAGCCGGUGCAGCGAGCAGGACAUGUGGCAGUUCCUGGGGGACCCCCGGACCAGCUGCCUGCUGAACGCGCCGCGGGCGGACGAGCUGUACGGGGGGCCCGUGUGCGGGAACCAGUUUGUGGAGCGGGGAGAGCAGUGCGACUGCGGCACGCCCCAGGAGUGCUCAGACCGCUGCUGCAAUGCCACCACGUGCCAGCUGAGAGAGGGAGCCGAGUGUGCCCGAGGGGAAUGCUGCCAGGACUGCAAGGUGAAGGCUGCAGGUGCGCUCUGCCGGGCCAGCAAGAACGACUGCGACCUCGCCGAGCACUGCAGCGGCCUCAGCGCCGAGUGCCCCGAGGAUGUGUUCCAGGAGAACGGCAUCUCCUGCCAGCACGGCAGCGGCUACUGCUACAACGGGGCCUGCCCUUCGCACGGCGAGCAGUGCCGGGCGCUCUGGGGCGCAGAGGCGCAGGUGGCUCCCGACAUCUGCUUCAAGCACAACAGCGAGCAGCACGUCCACCUGCACUGCCUCACCGAGUACGGCAAGCAGCCCUGCAGCCCCAAAGAUGUCAAGUGCGGCACGCUGCUGUGCCUGAGCGACAACACCCAGCCCAUCCUCGGCACCGGCUACUUCUCCGUCGGCUACUACUUCGGCCGCUUCAAGUGCAAGGCGGUGAUCGCGGGCAGCGACGCCGGCGAGGCGGCCGAGCUGCGGCUGGUGCCCACCGGCGCCAAGUGCGGCGAGGAGAUGGUCUGCUACGCCGGGCGCUGCCAGAACCUCCUGGUCUACGGCGACAAGAACUGCUCGGCCAAGUGCAACAACCACGGGGUGUGCAACCACCGGCGGGAGUGCCACUGCGACCCCGGCUGGGCAGCGCCCUACUGCGAGCAGGAGAUUUCCGGGAUAGCCGCAGGGAGCGGCAGCGCGGUGCUGGCGGCCGGGCUGGCCGUGCUGGCGCUGGCCGCCGUCGGGCUGGGCAGCGGCGCGGUGCUCCUGAGAGCCAGGGCGGCGCGGCGCUCGCACAAAGGGAGCUCCAGCGGGACUCACUCCGGCCUCGCCAACCCGCUGUUCCAGGAGGGCGGCCGGGCGCGGGCGGGCCGCCGCCAGCUGUCCCUCGGGGACAUCGGCCAGCCCAGCCUGCUCAGCAGCACGGCGGCCCCGCGGGCCCACAGCCCUGUGCUGGCCCCGCGGCCACCGGCACCCGGCCCGCGGGGGUCCCCUCUGUCCCCUCCGCGAUGGCCCCCGCAGGAGAAGCCGAAGCCGCCCAGCAAACCUCUCCCGGCGCUGAAGGGCAAAGCGCCGAGCUACGGCGAGGGGCCGCCGGCACCGUCCCUCCCACCGACCCCCUUUCAGCGCUGUCCCCCGCCAAAGGUGGCCCUGAAGCCGCCCCCAGCCAGGAGGUGACCAAGGAUGCUCCAUCCGCCACCGCGGCCGGCCGAGGAGCGGCACAGCUGGGCGGGUGGCACAGCUGGGCGGGUGGCACAGCUGGGCGGGCGGCACAGCUGGGCGGGUGGCACAGCUGGGCGGGUGGCACAGCUGGGCG